Lytechinus variegatus (green sea urchin) is the source of this 9634-nucleotide messenger RNA. RefSeq lists its product as uncharacterized. Gene Ontology annotation, cellular component: membrane. Gene Ontology annotation, molecular function: calcium ion binding; protein binding; G protein-coupled receptor activity. Gene Ontology annotation, biological process: G protein-coupled receptor signaling pathway. NCBI's taxonomy places the organism in Eukaryota, Metazoa, Echinodermata, Echinoidea, Temnopleuroida, Toxopneustidae. The transcript is spliced from 49 exons. The record is from RefSeq and is a predicted model, not a curated record.
GAUCUACGCGGGGAGCUGAUCUAAGGACACUUGCCAGGACAUCGUUAUAGGAAGCGGGCCUGCUAUCCAAUUUCAACGAUCUGAGAUUAUCGGUUGGAAUAAUAGCAUUAUUUUGGCCUCCCUGCUCAGUGCUGCUCAAUGCACUCUGCCAUUAAACCUUCAUUAUUCUUGCCUAUUAUACUAUGAAGUUGGAAGCAUUUCUCAUAAAUCAGAGUGAAAACUGACAAUAUUGGUUUACGUUGUUCUCUCAUAAGCUAUGAUCCACUGAGUUGUUUUCAAGUUUUACACCGAUCAUCGAAUAGUAAUGAGUGAAUGGGUAAAAUGACUAACUGGAACAAUUUUCGAGCGUUUUUACCGGUGUUGUUGACUUCGAUUUUUAUCGUCUGCUUGGUCGAAUUGUCAGAUGGACAAUGGGACUGUUUUAAUCGACGGACCUGGUCUUACAACGGAACUAGGGACUGGUCCUGUAUUCUCACAGGCCACAAACUAGAUUGUACUGCUUGUGAAAACUGGACCUCCGUGAUCGGCAACUGGGAUAAUGCACAGGAGCUGAUUGAUACAUACGAUUUGAAGGAGAACCAUUGUAGAGUAGCAGGAAACUGGACUGGACCAUGGUGUUACGUAAUAAAUUUGAAUGGAGAGGUAACCCCUGGCUUUUGUCAGAUACAACCAUGUACAGCUCACGCUGGCUGCAUUAAUACAACUGGAGACACUGAUUACUACGGCUAUGGAAAACACACUGAGUCGGGUUAUGUGUGUAUUGAUUGGGAUAACGCAACAGAUACAGAACUCUAUCCUCACGCAGGUUUGGAUGAGAACUUUUGCCGCGACCCAGACGGACGCGAUAGACCAUGGUGCUACUACCAGAGUCCAGGGAGCAGCGAAAUCCUGUCAGAUUUCUGUCAAAUAGAUGAAUGUACAUCAGACGCUCUUUCACACUUCGAACAGACGAUCUUGACCCGUUUCAUAUCUUAUGACGAUCGUGUUAUCGAAGACGCAAAUAUGACGUCAGAGGAGUGCGCCCUCGCGUGUCUAAAUGAGGAAUCAUUCCCAUGCCUGUCUUUUAAGUUUCGUGACGUGUAUACGUACAACGACAGGAAGUGUACUUUGUCGUCUGCCAGCAUAUACACGCUAGACCUAGCCAGGACCUUGCCCAACCCUGAACUCUUCUCGAAUGAUAAUGACAUCUUCACCCGAAUAGAUAAAAUCUGUGAUGCUUUUAUAGCUGAUUAUACCCAGAUGAAUGCAGAUUGCCCGUUGCCAUUAGAUACUUUGGUGCACAAUGGAAGACUUAAUAGGAGCUUCUCUGCAUCCAGUCACUUGGACGGUCAUGGACCAGACCAAUCCGGUCUGGAAACCAGUAAUUCAUGGAUCCCAGCAAACGACAGCGAAGGAGAAUGGUGGCAGGUGUGUUACAGCGAGCGCGUCAUCAUGACCGGGAUCGUUACCCGUGGCGACAAGGAGAUGAUAGAUGGAAAGGGAUGUUGGGUUAAUUCAACGACAGUGGAGUACAGCUUAGAUGGAUCAUAUUGGUGGAAUCUUGUCAAUUAUGAUAUUAACCCCUAUCAACCUAUUGAAUUCUCUGCUAACGCAGAAGCAUCGUGUAACAGGACGGUCUUUCUUGAGACACCGCUACGAGCUAAAUGCCUCCGAAUAAUACCCCAGACCUGGCGAAAUAAGAUAUGCCUUUCUGUUGGGAUCAUCGGCUGCCUGGAUAAUGACUGUGAUGAAGUAUUGGGACUUAGCCUCGAUGGUAUCCAUGACAACCAGAUAGCGGCAUCAUCCUGGAACGGUGAUGCCUUCCAUUCACCAUCAUCAGCCAGGGUAGGCUACAUUAAAGAGGUUGGAUAUGGAUGGAUCCCAUCUCAGUCUUCACCCAAUGAAUGGAUCCAGAUCUCCUUCGACUCUGAGAGACGAGUACAAGGCGUGGUCACUCAGGGAUGUCUUGAUGUUGAAGCAUGGGUAGAAUCCUACACGAUCUCUCAUGGUCUAGAUGACACUCCAUAUCGCAAUGAAGAAGGAAUAGUGGUGUUUGAGGGCAACAGCAACAUGACAACUCUUGUACGUAAUGACUUCGAUCCAUCGUUUGUGGCACUUCUUUUAAGAGUUCAUCCGGUCACGUGGUUUCGUCAGAUAUGCCUCCGUCUGGAAUUUCAUGGAUGCCAAAACAGAGUUUGUAACAACAGACUUGGAAUGGAGUCGGGUGGAAUACCCAACGAAGCCAUUACAGCUAGCACAUUCUAUUUUGCUUCACCAGGACACAACGGCCGUCUACAUAUUGAAGAAAGUGCACUUUCUCCACCAGAAUGGCGUCCAUUUUGGGGUGCAAGGGGCUUCCUUGCCAGGAAUGAGUGGCUACAGAUUGACUUAUCAGAUCUCCACACUAUUACCGGCAUCAUAACCCAAGGAGCUGGUGGGAAGCCUCAAUUGAGUUGGGUCACCUCAUACCGACUAGCCUACUGGAGCAAGCAUAGUGUAAAUGGGUCAGAGACAUGGAUUUUCUACAAAGAUAUUGAGGGAAACGAAAAGAUCCUACCUGGAAACAGUGAUCAGAAUACUGAAGUGAGGAAUACCCUUGAUCGACCAAUCAUCACUCAACGGGUCCGCAUUAUGCCUUACGAAUGGCACAGUGCAAAGAUAAGAAUGCGAGUUGAGAUCAUUGGCUGUCCAUUGAUAGGUACUGGUAGAGUAUGUCCUUCAGAGAAGGGGUUGAUCUACAAUGGAAAAUGUUAUGGGUCUGUCAGCAGCAAUGCCAAAGAUGCAUGUAGCGAUAUCUUCGCAGAGGACAGCCAGCGAGCUAUGAUCAAGUCAUCAGACAUCCAGGAAAUUCUAUCAGAUCGACUUACUGACUUAAUAUUCAAGAGUAAGACGCAGUUGACAAUAGGGGCAUCAAAAGUUGGCAACGAAGAUUGGAUGUGGGAUGAUGACACUCCUGUCAUCUACGAACAGUUCCUCUUUGACCUGCCUGCCAGUACUAUGGAAUACUGUGCGGCGCUGGAUGGUCUUGCCAGGUUUCAGUGGACACAGUAUGAAUGCCAGAGCGUUAUAUUGCGUGGAUCCUUGUGUGAAAUAGAUAUUGAUGAGUGUCUUAGUAGUGAUAAUGGCUGCUCACAUGAAUGUGUCAACUAUGACGGGGGAUAUCACUGCACAUGCCCAGAUGGGUUCCGUGUAGACUCGUCUCGCCGAGAAUGUGUGGACAUAUGUGAGUAUGAUGUCAUGGAGCCAACAAACAGUACUGUAAUCAACAAUGGAUCAUCAUGCUUCUUCAUCAUGGAUUCCGAAACUGUCACAUGGUCAGAAGCUAUCAAACGAUGCAGAGCAUUUCAGAGUCAUUUACCUACUGCAAAUGAACUGAGAUUUAUUCAGGCAAUGGAUGUGGCAAAUCUAAGUGAUAUUUGGAUAAAAGACGAUUCCUCAGCAGUCGAUGAUCUCUGCCCAUUGGUUACAUGGAUGGGAUCUGAGAUGGCAACAGAGAAGUCCAACUGUAAUGAUACCAGAAUAUUCAUCUGCGAAAAAGCAUAUGCUGAUCUUCAUUGCGAUGAUGUCUGGUCUAAUGAUAUCACAUCACACGAAACAUCUGCUCCAAUGGGUCAUCUACAGGCUCAUAGCUAUCCUCCACUCUACAACCAACAUUCAACAUGUCACUUUAUGAUCAGGGGACAAGAGAAAAUGAAUGUCAGGCUGACCAUCAUCGACAUGACGUUGCGUCAAGAUCAUAAUUCUAAAUGCCUAGACGUCCUUGGUGUUUAUGACAUAAUUGGUCAGACAAACCAAUCACGUGGCCAGUACUGUGGCAACCUCCAUGACAUUGAAGUUAUUAGCCAUUCGAACGUCAUCUUCAUUGGAAUAACCAUGUGGUCGUUGACUGCCAGCAUGCCAAAUGAACUAGGCUUUGAAGCCUGGUACGACAUGGUCGAUUGUACUGUGAUAGACUGCAAUGCUGUAUGCGGUGGAACAGUCAGCUUUCACGGACCAUCAGGAUCAGUCAAGACCAAAGACUUCCCAUCCAUCAUACCACCAUUCACCAACUGUGAAUACAACAUUAGCGUUCAAUCGGAUCGCUACAUCUCUCUACACUUCACCGACUUUGACAUCGUAAGAGGCACUACCAACUGUAUCGACCAUGUCUCCAUUCGCACAGCAACCAGUGUCCUAAAACCUGCUCUAUGUGGAAAUACAACUCUUCCCCUCAUCAUAUCUAACUCAUCUACGAUCAUCGUCACCUUGGUCACAGGGUUAGCUGGGAAAUCAAAAGGGUUUAAUCUUGACUACACCACAACAGAACUGGGAGGUUGCGGAUUUGGUCGGGAUACUUGCUCAGGCGUGGAAUACUGCAAUCUUCCUGCCGCUGUGUUUGUCUCUGUCAACUACCCGUUUCCUUACUCACCGAAUUCCCAAUGCCGAUGGAAUAUCAUCACCCCUGAAGGCUCUUUUGUGACAAUCACAUUUACACAUUUCGAUGUCACCUCCCAUGUCGAUGACCACGAGUGUUCUUCAACUGACUACCUGGUAGUCUAUGAUGGGGAUGAUGAUGCAGCAGCCCAGCCACCAAUCCUGGGGCGCUUCUGCAAUUCUAACCCUCCCACAAAUGAAGUUCGUAGCAGUCUGAAUGUAGUAGUCAUUGAGUUUAUCUCUGAUGAAAAGCUUGAAGGAAAUGGUUUCUAUGCUGAAUAUCGGGCUGAAUACACAGAGCUUGAUGUAGACACAGCUACAAACAUUUCAGAUUACACAUGCCCUGAAGAUUGGGAGCUGUUUGGAAAUAAAUGCUUCCAAUUCAUCUCUCUGAAUCAGACGAUAAGAUGGAAUGAUGCAUCAAAGAUAUGCAGAGAUAAAGGCGCCUACCUUGUCAGCAUAAAGACAGCCAAUGAUAUGAGUUUUAUCCAUUACAUGCUGACAUCAUCUUGGUUUACUGGCAACAACAUGGAGACAUAUAUUGGUCUGACAGACAACGCAGAGGAAGGUCGGUUUAGAUGGGAAGAUGGAGGCCCUCUAAGCUAUGCAGACUGGUAUAUAGCUGAUAGGUCUGAUGAAGAUUCUCAACCAAAUGGGCAUGAACAAGAAGAUUGUACAAUGAUCAAAUUAGAAGACCUACAAUCCUCGGCCAAUUGGCAUGAUAUAUCAUGUGCAUCGCGUGAAGCAAGUCAGUUCAUCUGUGACCAACCCGCCAAAGCCGAUGACCAUGUCACUCCCAAAAUUGGACAUCUAUCUUCCAAAGGUUGUCCAACGGGAAGCUUCCUGAUAGAUGACACUUGCAUAUCUCUGGCCUUGCCUGAUGAAAUCAGUGUGUUGCCAUGCCAGGCAAUACAAUCAUCCACCCCUUUACCUUUGCAACGUCUAAUCUAUGUUCUUGGUCUAUUAUGGCAGUCCAAAAUGACACCAAUUGGAACAAUCAUUGACAUACAAGGUACAUACAGAACUGAUAAUCAAACUUUGAGUCCAAAAGGUAUCUCAACUGAGCUGACAUGUCACAUGAUGGAAUACAAUGGACAUGAUUGGCUGCUAGUUGAGAGAGAUUGUGACCUUGUUUCUGAUGGCAGCUUAUGUUACUCUCUUGCAUCCAAUCUUGUAAAUAUCUGUGGAGAAAACAUGUUUGAAUGUAUGAAUGGAGAAUGCAUUCGGUCGAUUCAUGUUUGCGAUGGUCGUGAAGAAUGCCAGGAAGGGGAAGAUGAAAGGAACUGUGGAGGAGAGGAUGAAUCUUGUCCAGAAUCAAGUUUCAAGUGUGAUAUGGGUAGAUGUAUAUCAUCUUCUUUCUACUGUGACUUUGUGCUACACUGCCUAGACCGCUCAGAUGAGAAAAACUGUGUCCACCCACCAUGCAAGGCAAAUGAAUUUGAGUGUAACAAUGGACAGUGCAUAGAGGCAUCAAAGCAGUGUGAUAUUAUUCCAGACUGCGUGGACGGUAGUGAUGAAGAAUUAUGCCAGUUCUGUUCUGGUGACACAUUCCAGUGUUAUGAUGGUACAUGCAUCCCAGGUAGAUCAGUGUGUGAUGGGAGUCUAGACUGCCCUGGUCUUAAUACUGAAGACGAACAACUAUGCGAAUAUGAUAAUGAACUGGAUAUGCCUAGGUGCUUGAAUGGUGGGAUGCUCAACCAAAAAUGGCGAUGCCUCUAUGACUUUGAUGAAUAUGGACUACAACAAGGCUGUCGGGAUGUUACUCAUCUUCGUGACUGUGGUGAAAUUGAAUGCUCUGGAAAUAAUUUUAAGUGCACAAAUUCCUACUGUCUUCCACUACGGAGGCGAUGUGAUGGUGUUGCCGAUUGUCCAAGUAGUGAAGAUGAAUUUGGAUGUGAAACCUAUUCCUGUCCCGGCUUCCUUCGAUGUCAUGGAGAGAAGUAUUGCGUUACAGAUGAUCAGAUCUGCGAUGGCGUCAUAGACUGUACAGAUGCCGAUGAUGAGAUGUUCUGUGACAUUGUUUGUCCCACUGGAUGUACUUGUGAUGGUCUCAGUUUUAAUUGCCACUCAUUCGAGGUAUGGACAUCCGAGCUUGCUGCGAGUAUCCCCAUAACUGCUCGUCAAAUAGUAAUCAUUGAUGCAUACCACAGUCAGCGAGAAAGAAGAGAUACAGAAAUGCACUGGAACCAGACAACACUAGAAGAUACCUUACAUCUCAACCUGUCAUCCUACAUGUUACUACUUUCUCUGGAUUUGCCGGGUAAUGGAAUAGAGUAUAUUGUACCUGGAACUUUUUCUGGACAACAUAAUCUAAAGAAAUUGGGCCUUUCUAGGAAUUUCAUUCAGAUGCUGUAUGCUGAUACAUUUGCUGGAUUGGAUCAACUCACUGACCUGGACCUCUCAUCCAAUCCGCUCAUGAUUGUACAACCGGGUGCUUUCAACUCUCUCUCCAGUCUUCCCUUCUUACAUUUACAGAAUCUUGAGUUAGAAUCCCUUGGAGUAGGAACAUUCAAUGGACUCGAUUCACUUGAACUCAUAAAUUUAAAUGACAACAACAUAGCUCGAGUGGAGUCUGGUGCAUUUGACGGUCUGAAUAAUACCGAGACAUUAUUACUUGAACGGAACGACAUUGUUGACUUUGACAUGGAUAUUUUCAGAGGGCUGGACCAACUUCGACAUCUGUCAUCUGACCUGUUCCUAUUCUGCUGCAUUGUAUCUGGUCUUGAAACUUGCUACCCGCCUGAAGACCAGUUCUCAUCCUGCCAAGACCUGAUGCGAUCCGACGUGCUACGAACCUUCAUGUGGAUCCUUGGUUUCAGUGCCUUCAUCGGGAAUGUCUUUGUCAUCAUAGAACGGGGACGAGAUCGUAAGAAAUUCCGGGUCCAAGCUUUCUUGAUCUUCAACCUAGCCGUAUCCGAUUGUCUCAUGGGGGUGUACAUGCUGAUCAUUGCCAGCGCCGAUGCUCACUACAGGCAUGUCUACGUUUUCCAUGCAGAGAAAUGGAAAGCAAGUGGGAUGUGUAAACUGGCCGGGAUCUUAGCCAGUCUUUCCAGUGAGGUAUCGGUGCUGAUUCUCACUACCAUAACGAUAGAUCGUUUCCUCUGCAUCACAUUUCCCUUCUCGCAAAAGCACUUGGGACGGAAGUCGGCCCGCAUUACAGCAGCAGCGAUCUGAGUAGUAUGUCUCAUCUACAGCGUCAUCCCAGCUAUUCCAUUCCCUUACUUUGGUGACAGAUACUAUGGACGCUCUGGCGUAUGCCUUGCUCUGCCUCUGACCAAUGUCAAGCCUCCAGGCUGGAAAUAUGCAAUGAGCGCCAUCUUUAUCAACUUUAUAGCCAUGGCAGCCAUUAUUGUCUGCUACACUGUGAUCUACGUCAUUGCGAAGCGAUCGGCAUCUUCGUUGAGGACCAAUAAGACAAUGGAAGCCGAGAUUAAAUUAGCAGUCCGAACUGCGGUCAUCGUGGCCACCGACAUCUGCUGCUGGCUGCCCAUCGUCAUACUCGCCUUCGUGUCUCUCUCUGAAUCUUCUGUGAUCCCACCUUCGGUCUAUGCUUGGAUUGCCGUCUUUGUCCUACCAAUCAACUCCUCCAUCAACCCCUACCUCUAUACCAUCUCAACAAUUGAUGUCAAGAACAGGUUGGCGUCCUUCCGAACGACCACAAGCACCAUCACCAACAGCACUGUCAGCAGUCGUUACACACCGAAUCCAGGAGGACCCAAGAAAAAUGGUACCUCAAAGCUUUUACAAGGAAACUCACCCACAAACUCAACAAGAGAAGAAUCUACAAGAUCUUUAGAGAUGAGCAGAAGAAAGCAGGAUCAUUACAUUCUGUCAGAUGCCAUUAGUCUCAUCAGAGACAAAGAGCUUGAGAUUAAUGCAGAGGAUGUACAAGCCAUCAGUACACAAUUGUAUGCUACACUAGAUAAGAUCCACUCUUGUACAAUGACCCAUGGUUCGCUGACUGCUGAUCAUAUUGCCAUCGAGAAAAACAAGGAAAAUGGAUCAUGGACAGGUUUUGUUUUGUUUGGGUCUAUGGACCCGGCAAAUGAUGCGACAGACGACAAUCGGCAUAUGCAUCAAGAUUUUGAUCAACUUGGAAAUGUCAUCGCUGAGCUAAAGGAUGCAUUGGGCUCCUGAAAAACACCAUAGAUGGAUAAGAUGGUCCUUUCGACUUGUCAUACAUGAGACAUAUCAAUGUUUAUUUAGAUUUUAGUUUGUUUCAUGUAAUGCAUUUUAGCAUUGGAAUAUUUAUAUGUAUAUAUUGUACUAUAUUCUGUAAUGCCUUUCAUGCACUGUUUGUAUUGUUCUUGUUAUGAAAUGUGGAAAUAAAUGAAUGAAUCAAUCAAUCAAUAUGUACUGAGGAAUUAGAAGGAGCAAAUGGCAUGUAUUAUUUGUUUAAAUAUUUAGUGAGCCUUAUUCUUUUCAGCUUCAGCUUUUUGAUACAGUUGAGAAACAGUCAUCUUUUUCCUGAUAGUCAUAAAUGUUUCUAUUUAUUACAUGAGUAAUCAAGUGCCAUAAAAUGCUCGGGGUAAUUAUUCAAAUACCACUGCCUUCAAACAUUAAGGGCAAUACUUCAUUAUUAUAGAGUGCUUAAGACUUCUGAUAAGUAUGGAUCUAUUUGCAAUAUAAGAAAAAAAAAUUAAAUAUGUAUUUAAUAAAUAAAUAUAUUUUGUGAUCAGUAACUUGAAAAACUAUGGUAUUUGGAUAUAUUUCAGCAGAUUUGUUAUCUCUAAACUAGAUGUCGCCAUUUUAAAAAGAUUGUCGCUCUUAUGUGUAAUCCCUUUCUUUGAGGUUUUGUUUUCUAUAAAUCCUGUACUUUACUUGAUAUAGGCCUAUUUAAAAUGUUUUUAUGAUCACAAUAUAAUACCGUAUCAUUGAAUGUUGGAAAUUAAUGUUACAAUUAUGACUUGUUUUAAAUUAUAUAGACAGUGUAAAUAUUUUGAGAAUCAAAGUGUGUUACAUGUAUUCUCCCUGCAAGUAAAAUUGAAAUGCAGUCAAAUGUAAAGUAAUUACAUUUAAGAUUAAGCUACGUCUACGAACUUACCGUACCUCUAUAACUCCUUUUAAUCAAUAAUUUCUGUUAUUUAAUAUUUUGUUUGCUCCCCCCUUCACUUGUGCACCUUGAGCAUCUCUUACAAGAUAGAUAUGGCGUCAAAUAAAUUGCAAUUAAAGGCAACAAAUGAACUAUUGCUAGCAUGAAUUAGAAUAAAUCAGAAAUAAAAAAAAAUAGCUAUAUUACAUA